Molecule: messenger RNA, 255 nt
Organism: Suillus discolor
Lineage: Eukaryota; Fungi; Basidiomycota; Agaricomycetes; Boletales; Suillaceae
Exons: 1
Source: RefSeq, a predicted model, not a curated record
AGUAGGAGCUUGGAAGAACUUGCUGUCACGUUUAUUUCCGAGACAAUAGAAAGCAUCAAACCGACGCCGUUCAAACCCGCGGUGCCCUUGAAUACACGACAGGAGAUGUUUCAGAAGCAGCAGAAGCUUGAACAGUACAUUACACGGAGCAAGGAGCUUAUUGCGGAGCUCAGCCAGGCGCAGAGCAAGGAAGAAAAAGAAAAUAUCAUGUGCGCUGUUCGUGAGUGGAGCAGGUAUGUGAAGUUCGAACAUUAG